AUGUAUGCACUCACUUUGACUGCUGAGCUCAAUGGAGUGACGAACUUGCGGCCCAAGGAUACCGCCGAAGAUCCAUUCUGGUAUACCUUCACCGUACAGUGUACAUCCUGCCGCGAGACGCAUCCCAAUGCAGUCAGCGUCAGCAGAUUUUUUACUGACUUCAACCAGGAGAUGAACGAGCUGAGCGGCAGCAGAGGCGAAGCGAAUUUCGUGUGGAGGUGCAAAAACUGCAAGAGAGAGUCAUCCUGCUCCAUCAAGACCACGCCCAAGCCUUACCAACAGAAGGAGCCGGCAACACAGCAAACCGUCAUCGAAUUCGACUCCAGAGGCCUGGAGUUCACUUCCUUCUCUCCCGAGGGUGAAUGGCUAGCAGAUGGUUUGGAGUCUGGUACGAAGUUUGAGGGCAUCGACUUAGGGGAGGGUGAAUGGUACGACUAUGACGAGAAGGCCAACGAUGAAGUCAGCAUCAAGGAAUUCAAGUGGGACAUCAAGAGAGCUUAA
This is a messenger RNA of Anthostomella pinea, 501 nucleotides long. Lineage: Eukaryota; Fungi; Ascomycota; Sordariomycetes; Xylariales; Xylariaceae. The record is from the annotation of a GenBank genome assembly.